AUGCAGUACAAGGAUAUAGCUAACUACAGUGACAGCACGGAGAACCCCCCACUGGAAAAUCACAUCUGCUCCACAGCUGAGGAGCCCCUCCUGACCUCCUUCAAGGCUGUGUUCAUGCCUGUGGCCUAUGGCCUCAUCUUCCUCCUGGGUAUGAUGGGCAACAUCCUGGUGUUGGUGAUCCUGGAGCGGCAUCGACAGACACGCAGCUCCACCGAGACCUUCCUCUUCCACUUGGCAGUGGCUGACCUCCUGCUGGUCUUCAUCUUGCCCUUUGCUGUAGCUGAGGGCUCUGUUGGCUGGGUCCUGGGCACCUUCCUCUGCAAAACUGUGAUUGCUCUGCACAAGAUCAACUUCUACUGCAGCAGCCUACUCCUGGCUUGCAUUGCUGUGGACCGCUACUUGGCCAUUGUCCACGCUGUCCACGCCUACCGCCAUCGCCGCCUCCUCUCCAUCCAUAUCACCUGUGCGACCAUCUGGUUGGCAGGCUUCUUCUUUGCCUUGCCAGAGAUUCUCUUCGCCAAGGUCAGCCAACCCCAUCACAAUAACUCUCUGCCGCUCUGCACCUUUUCCCAAGAGAACCAAGCUGAAACCAACGCCUGGUUCACCUCCCGCUUCCUCUACCAUUUCGGGGGAUUCCUGCUGCCAAUGCUAGUGAUGAGCUGGUGCUAUGUAGGGGUGGUGCACAGGCUGUGCCAGGCCCAGCGGCGCCCUCAGCGGCAGAAAGCAGUCAGGGUGGCCAUCCUGGUGACGACUGUCUUCUUUCUCUGCUGGUCACCCUACCACAUCAUCAUUUUCCUGGACACCCUGGCGAGGCUGAAGGCUGUGGGCAGUAGCUGUGAGCUGAAUAGCUAUCUCUCUGUGGCCAUCACCAUGAGUGAAUUCCUGGGCCUGGCCCACUGCUGCCUCAAUCCCAUGCUCUACACUUUUGCAGGGGUGAAGUUCCGUAGUGACCUGUCACGAAUUCUGACCAAGCUGGGCUGUGCCGGUCCUGCUUCCCUUUGCCAGUUCUUCCCUACUUGGCGCAAGAGCAGUCUCUCUGAGUCAGAAAACGCCACCUCCCUCACCACCUUCUAG
Pteronotus mesoamericanus is the source of this 1074-nucleotide messenger RNA. RefSeq names its product C-X-C motif chemokine receptor 5 (gene CXCR5). The record is from RefSeq and is a predicted model, not a curated record. Bases 1 to 1074 code for a protein of 357 amino acids. The transcript has a single exon. Gene Ontology annotation, biological process: lymph node development; positive regulation of cytosolic calcium ion concentration; calcium-mediated signaling. Gene Ontology annotation, molecular function: C-C chemokine receptor activity; C-X-C chemokine receptor activity; C-C chemokine binding. Gene Ontology annotation, cellular component: external side of plasma membrane; membrane. NCBI's taxonomy places the organism in Eukaryota, Metazoa, Chordata, Mammalia, Chiroptera, Mormoopidae.